AUGCUGACACUCAAGCCUAUCUUUGCUUUUUUCAGUUCCUCCAGCAGUAAAAAUGCUAAACAUGGUAAAAAGCAGCAGCAUAUCCGUAGGGAACAACUGCAAAAAGAAGUAAAACCAGCUAUUGCUGAUAAAUCGUCUGGCAAGGAUAUAACAAUAGAAGAGAGAGGAGAGAAAAUCGGAGUAACCCAUCUCAAAGUUGACAGUGAAACUGCAAGCCCAAUCACCGAAAGAUCUUCGGUAUCUAUUAAUGAAGCGCUGUCGGUUGUAUCAGCAACUGCUACAGCUACUGGAUCAGCAAAAGACAGUAAUGUCUAUAAAAACUAUUCAUCUGAACAUGUUAAAGUCGAAUUCGAUCAGUCGCGUCACUUACUGGAGCUGGAUUUCUUUCAACAACAAGAUUUGGUAAUGUCUUUCCCUCAAUUUGAUUACCUUCUAAGAAAAUCAACAAUAGUUGGUUUCGAGCCAGAGCCAACCGAUGCUGUAAGCCGUGAUAAGCCCGCUGCUCGUAGAUUUUCGAAUAUCAGCGAUAAACUUACAAUGAAAGCCAUUCGUAGAAAGAUAUCAGUUUAUAAUAAAUGGCAAAGUAAUUCUAGCAGUAGCAAUAACGAACAACAGCCACUUCAUAGAUCAAAAUCAGCACCCAAUCUAGCAUAA
This is a messenger RNA of Mycotypha africana, 654 nucleotides long. RefSeq lists its product as uncharacterized. The transcript has a single exon. NCBI's taxonomy places the organism in Eukaryota, Fungi, Mucoromycota, Mucoromycetes, Mucorales, Mycotyphaceae. The record is from RefSeq and is a predicted model, not a curated record. The coding region runs from base 1 to 654 and encodes 217 amino acids.